UUUGAAUGUGAUAUUGCAGUAGGUAAACUUUGAACAACGAUUAUAGGUUUAUUUUAUUAGAAAGGACAGGUAUUUUAACGUAAUAAUCGAUGGUUUUCGAAGCGUACAAGUGUGGCUAGCUAGCUCUAUAGCAAGAGUCAUUGGUAAUGAUAUUAACGAUAGUUAGCUUGUUUAUACAUAUACUAAAAAACAAUUAUUUUUUAUUUAUUUAUUUACAAACAAUGUCAUUAAGUUAUGAAAUACAAUAAGGAAAUGUUCAUUUAUGUCGGUUUCGUUUAGUCGACGUCUCUUCGGCCUGUUUGAACUCAUGUUAGCCUGUUAGCUGCUAUGUCAUGCUCAUUUCAACUAGGCUGCUGUGAGGUUUAUUCUUUAGUGAUCAGUAAGCAUUUGAGUUUGAGAAUAUGGUUAAGUUUAGCUAAAAUGAGCUUUUGGUCAUAAAUAACCAAUGGCUUGGUCUAGUUUCUGGUUGGUUGGCCUUUCAAUACGCCCACAAAGAGACACACAUGGGUGUAAUCAACCAAACCUGUGCAUGGUUCAUAUAUGCUAGUCGUAUAUUAGAUUAAAUAAUGCAUUCAAAUGAUUAGAAGUGAUCGGAUUAGAUCCUGGUAUCAUGCAUACACCGUCUGAAAGCAUCAGUUUCUUAUGUUGAGUUCUUCAUUGGGCGCGUUUGUGCUGGAAAUGUCUGAACUUGGGCAGGAAAAACAGCCCUGCAGUAUUUGGGCAUGGUCGCUAUCCGAUUGACCUGACAACAGUUUCAUGAGUGGUUGUAUUUUCGAAAUGGGGGGAAAAGAUCUUGAGCGUUUAGACGUGGGAGAAGUAGGCGCUUGCGUGGUUUCAUUUCGUGUUUACAGUCUGUGGCUAGCUUCAGGUCCAGGAGGGUUCUGAAUGCAGUUUGUCGGUCCAGUGUGGUUGAGACAUGGCAGAAGAUCAGUUAAAGGCAGACGCCUCGGCUGGGGAGGGGGAGACGGAGCCCAGUAUGCUGCUGCAGAAGCUCAAAAGCAACAUUGCUAAAAAUGUGCAGGUUAAAGUGGACAAAAUUUUGGAAGAUGUACAGCGUUUCUCUGACAACGACAAGCUCUACCUUUACUUACAGCUUCCCUCAGGUCCAGGAGCAGGAGAGAAGAGUGGUGAUUCAAACUCAGUCAACACGGCAGACCAGCUUCACACCUGCAACUGGAUCCGUAGCCACUUGGAAGAACAUCCUGACACCUGCCUGCCUAAACAAGAUGUUUACGAGACAUACCGGAAGCACUGUGACAACUUACAGCAUCGGCCUCUAAGUGCAGCAAAUUUUGGCAAAAUCAUCCGAGACAUCUUCCCAAACAUUAAAGCACGAAGACUGGGUGGAAGAGGACAGUCCAAAUACUGCUAUAGUGGGAUACGUCGAAAGACCGUGUUAAACAUGCCAUUACUCCCUAACCUGGACCUCAAAAAUGACCCGUCUGAACUGACAGAACUGGUGCAAACCUACAAGCAAGAGGUCACCGAAGCAGCCUGUGAACUCAUCUGUGACUGGGCCCAGAAGAUCCUCAAGCGCUCUUUUGACACGGUGGUAGAAAUCGCACGCUUCCUCGUACAGGAGCACAUCGUUAACCCACGCUGCAGUCAAGCUGAGCUCGUCACUUCAGCUGCUCUGGCAGGCGGACCUUCCAAACCUCAUAAGGUAAUCAAAAAGAUUGCAGCAGCUUCCAGAGCAGGUGGAGCAGAAGAAGAUAAUGUCAGUGCAGAAAAUAAGCAAAAAGAGAAAGAUGGUGUGGAACAGCUUCCAUCCAAUAAGCAGCAGGUCAGCGAUAAACCAACCAAUAAGGUUGAGUCUGCUCGAGUGGAGGCGUAUAUGAAGAAACUGCCUCAGCUCCUUCCCAGAGGCACUGUUCCAGAGAAAACCUCCCCACCAGCCGAUUCGGGCAGCGUUCAAGUCACUUUGCCUAUUACAGUCACAACGAUACCUUCUCAACCAGGCGGCACAGUCCCCGUUAUGAUAUUACCAUCGGGUAUGAGUCUCUCUUACCCAGAGCAUGAGAAAACAUCAGUCACGGUCAACACUUCUGCUGCUCCAACUCCAGUCGUCCAGAGAGCACGACCGGCAGCUCCUAAGAGGGGCCCUGACCCCUCCACCGCAGUGUCAGCUGCGGGUGUUACUCAGAAACGCAAAAGAGGACGACCCAGAAAGCAAAGACCUGAAGACAUGGCACAGCAGGUACUGUCAGCCCCAACCUCAAAUCCAGCUUUGCUCACGAGAGGAGUAAUCCAAAAAGCCCUGCCUUCCUGUGCGCCAGCCGCUCCUUCACAGUUGGUGGAAAUUGUGUUCCAGGACCAGCAAGGAUUGAUGCUAAGCCAACUUCCCACCAUCCAGGAAGUGACAGAUGCUGAGCAUAGAGGUGUAGUGGUGCAAUGUCAACCUGCAGCAGAACCUGAGAAGCAGCAGUCCAUCCUGCUCAUGCAAGGGCCAAACCAACCGGGUUACGAGCUGAGCCGCAGAAUGGUCAUCCAGCGUGCGCCGUUAUCCAGAGAAGGAAGGCCGGCUCCCCAAGAAGUGCCACAGUCCACUCUUCCAUACCUCCCACCGGCAACGUUAUUAGAGGACAGAGGAGAAGUGGAAAUUACUCUGACUCCUGUGGAGCCACAGGUCGAUUCCAUGCCAAACUCAGCAGGUAUUCCCAGCUCCUUCGGCUCCUUGUUUGGAGAAACUCCAAAACCAGAUGCCCCGUAACAGCAGCACAGCAACUGUCUCCUUUCUCCGAGACUUCUAAAUGCGCAAUGCUUUUCCAGUGCUUCUGUGAAUGGCAUACUAGUUUGUAGUCAAACUGAGGUGUACCAUCUUGGCUGAGCUUGAUUGGGUUUGUCUGCUUUCUGUGUAAAAUGAUAGAACUAGAAGAAAUGACGACCUGUCAUUGUUGCCUUCAAACAGCAACUACACUCAUAUUUUCAUAUUAUUAAUACGAAAAAUUCCUGAAGAUUUCAGGAGUGCUUUUGAAGAGAUUAUAAAUUAAAGUGGCCUAAAACAAAAGUUUUGACAAGAAAGAGUGAACUUUAAGAGCAUUUGAAAUUGAAAAACAGAUAUACUCACUAAUAACAGUCCAGUCUGGUCCAGCUCAGUCAUAAAACAAAAGGACUUCUAAAAAAAAAAAGAAAAAAGAAGAGAAAUCACCAUAGUUACCAAUGAACUGCUUACCAUCUGUCGGUGUUUAUUGCCAUACUCUGUGACAUAAGAGGGCAGUUGGUCUUUUUUGCUCUAACCAUCUUUGCAUGUUUGUGUUUGUAAAUAUGAAUUGAGACAUUUGAGUGUGUUUUCUAGCUGUUCAGAUGACAAAGAGUGGUUUUACGGGUUUGCAACUUCAGGGUUCUAAAAAAAAGUCCCUCCCUCACCCAUUGAUUGGGUUAAUAGUUCAGUUUUGUUUAAACGUCACAAUUAACAAAACUUCAAAAUUACUACAUCCAGUUGCUUUUGUGAAGGUCGAGAAGACACUACUGGUUCAGAUGGUGCAUAGCGUAGGUGAAUGCAAAAACAAAGAUCUCUUAAGUCCCUUUAAAUAUGCAAAUGAGGCUGUGAUUUCGGGAUUCUUCUCAAAGCCCCGCCCCCUGCGUUCAGCUCUGUCCAGUCGUUCUCUUACAACAACGUAAUUUAGCACUUAACAGAUGUAAAUAGUUGAUCUGUGAGCCCAGAAGGAUAUCUUCAUAGGUAAAGUGUACCAGAACUAAUUUAAAACGUUUUAUUUUCCAAAUGUAUAGCCAUCGUCACUAUAUUGCUACUAUGGAAUUAUAUUAUUAUUAGUUACUAGUAAAGUGUGCUCUGUCACCCUAAAGGCAUGUAAAAAAAAAAUAGAAGAUGUUACAAUUUCUGAAAUUUGAUUAUAUUAUUUAAAUUUAAACUGAAAUAUGGACUAAUUAUUUAUUUAUUCAAAUUGUACAAAUCUUGAGCCACAACAGCAUCUUUUUGUCUAGAUUAUCAUAUCUUAAAGGAGAAUUUUACUCUAUUUUUAUAGCCUUGGAUUGCUGUAUUUUUUUACUAGUUGUUUUCAGAUAUUACACUUGAUCUUAGCCAUAAAUGUGAGGGGGGAAAUUUAGUUUAAUUCGAAAAAUUUCUACUGUAGCAGUUUUAUGAAUAUUAUUUAAUGCGCUUUAUUACAUUUGAAGGUAUUGAAAGGCUAUGAAUUGGGAGAAAAAAUAUCUCCUUUAAGGUUCAAGCUCAAUGAAGGCUGUUUGUGGUUAAUAGAGGUUUAAUAGGCACUUAAUGUAAAACAAAGCCACUCCAAUUAUGAAUAAAAGAUUUGGAGGCAGAUGUUACUAUUUAUUCAGAUAUUGUAGUAAUAUAUGUGAGAUGGGAAAUGACUAGUGAUAAUUUUACUAUGGAUAUGGUGCUUUAAAAAAGCUGAACGGGUUUAACUGACUACACAAAUGAUUGUGAUUCACAUCGCAGUGAUUUCACCAAUCAGCAAUCUGACUGCACUUAAUGCAGCUUUGCAUUCUGGUACAAAGGUUGCAAAUCAGACAACCUGCUAGCAUUAGCAUAAAUUGCAUUUAGGUUUGUGUAAUGAAUGUGCUGUAUAUGUCAUGUUUAAUUCUGAAUUAACAUGGCUGCUUAAUUUACUCAAGGUUUAAAGUUUGAUUCUAACCAAAACGAAUGGAUUUGUUUUUUCUUUGAAUUACAGGAGCUUUUAUUUUGUACAGUGUGAUGUUGCUUUUUGAUCAUUUUUGUAUAUUAUAUAUUUUUUCCCUCUUAAAGGAAUAGUUAAUUGAAAUAUAAAAAUGUAUUCAUCUUCCGGCCACCCAAGAUGUUGAUCAGUUUGUUUUUCAUCUGAAAAUUUUUGGAGAAAUUUAGUAUUGGAGGGGUGUGGAUUAUUGCGAUGUUUCUCUCAGCUGUUUGUACUCUCAUUCUGACGGCACCCAUUCACUACAGAGGAUCCGUUGCUGAGCAAGUGAUGUUGGGGUAAAUAUCUCCAAAUCUGAAGAAAAAACAAACUUGGAAACAUACUGAAUGGCCUCAGAGUGAGUACAUUUUCAGCAAAUUUUCAUUCCUGACUGAACAUUUCCUAUGAAGGCAGUGCACUAUUCUAAUAUUCUGCCUCAUUUGCAGUCUUGAGAUUUGAAUACUAAUAUUAUAUCCUAAUAUCCAGACAACAGCAAUUUAGUAUCCUGUGAAAUAAAAUAUCAGACUUCCAAUUUAAAAAAAAACACGUUAACAAGAAAACUUGUAAUUUACAUUAAUGAACAGCAAAUAGUUUAUGAAGUAAUUUGUUUAGAGUGUUCUAGUUUGCAAUAUUUUAAAGAAUGACUGAACAGUGGGACGUUAGAUUAAUAUGAAUCUAACAAACUGUGUAAUUAUAAAGCAGUGAAUGAUCAGAUUUGACAGAUCUGGGACAGCAGAGUACUUGUAAAGUGAUUGAAAGCAGCUUAUUUCAUGGGAAAUAAACAUGGACAAUGACAUAUGAUCAUUUAUAUCUGUUUAUGGAUAUAUUAUUCAUAUCCUCUGUCCACUGACAAUGUUGUUUUUGUUGUUGUUGCAAGUACAAUUUCACACCACAGAAAUAGAAAUGUAACCUGUUCAGUACUACAUAGUGCCUCAUACAAACCACUGUGCUCUGUAAAUAUCCAUUUUCUUUGCAUUAUUUAUGAGGUUGUUAUUUUGUUCUGAAGCAUUGAGUGGAUUAUUUGUUUAAAUUCUUUGGUAAAGUUUCUCAAAAAAAGAAAAAACCAAAAUGACACGCUGAUCUCAUGAGUGCCUCGAGAUGCCGAGCGUGUGUUGUAAUAAUUACCCAUCAGUGUUGGUAAUUCUCAUGUUUCAUUGUGACAAACUCCAAAUAAACCUAGCGCAAACAUGUCUAGCACAUUCACUUCUCACUGAGUCAUGUAGAAUUGUUGGAAUUUGCUUAAGUGUUCAUUGGUUGUGCGUGUCAGUACUAUGCCAUUUUUAUCCUAGACAUCUAACACGUCUAAUGUUAUGAUCUGAUUAUCACCUUUUUUUAGUCAGUCCAUGCAUGGUUUGUGUAUUGAAUAUGUUUUAAAGAGUUGUUACAAAGCAUCUGAUAUUCGUUUGGAGUUGCGCCGUUUCUUUCAAAAACAUCCGAACCCUGGUGUUUGUCUUGCACUUUAAUUUUCUUAACGGAAAGCACACAGGGGGAGAAAAAGAUGAAAUGGAGCACCUCGUAUGUUAUUUGUUUUUGUACUUACAAUCCUCUUUUUGAAAAUGUAUGCUUUUUGUAUUUCAUGUUAAAACUGUACAAUUGGACAUCUUCCAUAUAUAUAUAUAUAUAUAAAGAAAU
This is a messenger RNA of Carassius gibelio (silver crucian carp), 6260 nucleotides long. Its product is annotated as DNA-binding protein RFX5. The transcript has 10 exons. Lineage: Eukaryota; Metazoa; Chordata; Actinopteri; Cypriniformes; Cyprinidae. The record is from RefSeq and is a predicted model, not a curated record. Gene Ontology annotation, biological process: regulation of transcription by RNA polymerase II. Gene Ontology annotation, molecular function: RNA polymerase II cis-regulatory region sequence-specific DNA binding; DNA-binding transcription factor activity, RNA polymerase II-specific. The coding region runs from base 917 to 2710 and encodes 597 amino acids.